Messenger RNA from Alternaria infectoria, 618 nucleotides. RefSeq lists its product as uncharacterized. The record is from RefSeq and is a predicted model, not a curated record. The transcript is spliced from 2 exons. The coding region runs from base 1 to 618 and encodes 205 amino acids. Lineage: Eukaryota; Fungi; Ascomycota; Dothideomycetes; Pleosporales; Pleosporaceae.
AUGUCCUCCACCGGCACACAACUCUUCCUCAUCACGGGUCUCACCACCCUCAUGAUCGCCUACGCCGCGCAAUCCUCCAUCGUGGCCCUCCAAUCCCGCCUCCCCUCCCCCUUCUACAUCACCUCCGCCUACGCCUACCCCCAAUACACCCAACCCUUCGGCAACAACGACUCCAUCAAGUAUGGAAAGAUCAUCUCCAUCCUCUCCUUCACCUACCAAGGCGCCAUGAUCAUCAUGAACGCCUGCAUCGUCGGCGCCAUCUGGAUCCACGCCAACCAUGUCCAGAACAACGGCACUGGUAUCAAGGAGCCUGGUGUCCUGUCUUGGGCUCUGAACGGCUUCUGGAUGUUGGCUAUCCUUGCUCUUGGCUUUGCUAGCUGGGGUGUUGGUCUUGCGCGCCGCGGUAGUGGAAACUCUGCGUUGGCGUACCCAAGUCUCAUUGCUGUAGACUACAUGGUGAGGACGUUGUACGUUGUCUACGUAGCCACUGUCAUCGCUGCGUCGACUAGUGCGACGCUUGAGGCGAUUUUGUGCUGGAUUGGUAUCAAGAAGAACGGUGUUGUCGGUGUAAGUUUACCCCCCUCCUUCUGUACAAAAGCAUGUACUAACGACAUCUAG